Molecule: messenger RNA, 3124 nt
Organism: Hyla sarda
Lineage: Eukaryota; Metazoa; Chordata; Amphibia; Anura; Hylidae
Product: oocyte zinc finger protein XlCOF6-like
Exons: 4
Coding region: 509-3100 (863 amino acids)
Biological process (GO): regulation of transcription by RNA polymerase II
Cellular component (GO): nucleus
Molecular function (GO): DNA-binding transcription activator activity, RNA polymerase II-specific; RNA polymerase II cis-regulatory region sequence-specific DNA binding
Source: RefSeq, a predicted model, not a curated record
UCUGUACAGUCUGCGGUGGAGGUAUGUAGUGUAUAUAUAUAUAUAUAUAUGAGGAUUGUGAUGUCAUCAGGAGGAGUCGCAGUUCUCGGUGACGUCAUUACGGGGGACAUAGAAAUUAUUGAAGAACUUUUAUUUACUUUGUAUUUGUGGAUGUAAACAGCAGCGAUUCCUCCAUUGUUACCAUUAACCCUUUAAUGACUCGGUGUAUGUACAUUUUGUUUCCUCCUCGCCCUCUAAUGACGCUUUUAGUUUCCCUCUUACAGACCCAUAUGAGGACUUGUUUUUUGGCAGCAGAGAUUCCCUAUUAGUCCCCUGAGUAUAUAUCAGUGUAUUUAGAUCAGUGUUUCCCAACCAGGGUGCCUCCAGCUGUUGCUCUCCACUGUCUGUACCUGCCUGUCUGUGUCCCAAUGGAUGUAACUAAUAUAAAGUAACAUUCCUUAUAUAGAGAACAGUGCUGAGGUCUCUCCAGGUUCCUAUAAGGUGUCAGGACGUGGCGGUGUAUUUCUCCAUGGAGGAGUGGGAGUAUGUAGAAGGACACAAGGAUCAGUACAAGGAUCAGGUGAUGAUGGAGGAUCAGCAGCCCCUCACAUCAGCAGUCAGAUCCAGUAAGAGAACAGCAGCAGAGAGGUGUCCCCGUCCUCUUCUUCCACAGGAUCAGGAUCAGUUUAUGAAUCAGGGUAAAGAUCUGAUCUAUGUUAAUGCUACAGACAUAAAGGAAGAAGAAGAGACAGAUGUGAGAGGUGAUGAGCAGUAUAAGGUGGACAUUACUACAGGGAAAGAUCUGAUCUAUAUUAAUGCUACAGACAUGAAGGAUGAAGAAGAAGAGACAGAUAUGAGCAGUGAUGAGCAGUAUAAGGAGGACAUUCCUACAGGGAAAGAUCUGAUCUGUAUUAAUGCUACAGACAUAAAGGAUGAAGAAGAAGAGACAGAUGUGAGCGGUGAUGAGCAGCAUAAGGAGAACAUUCCUACAGGGAAAGAUCUGAUCUGUAUUAAUGCUACAGACAUAAAGGAAGAAGAAGAAGAGACAGAUGUGAGCGGUGAUGAUCAGUAUAAGGAGGACAUUCCUACAGGGAAAGAUCUGAUCUAUAUUAAUGCUACAGACAUAAAGGAAGAAGAACAAACAGAUGUGAGCAAUAAGGAGCAGUAUAAGGAGGACAUUCAUACAGGUAACCACCCAGAUUCUUGUACCCGGAGAUCAGAGGAGAAUCUUAUAUCUUCAUAUUAUAAAGCAGAUGAUGAUAUCACACAAGAUACAUAUGAAGAACAUUCCAUUAUCCCAGAUACACCCUCAGCCCUUCACAGCCAAGAUCUGUCAUCUCCUCCUGUUAUACCCGUCCUGUCUUCUGAUCCAUCACAGGCUGUUAAGUCACAUCUUGUUGAGCAUCAGAGAAUUCACACAGGGAAGAAACUUUUUUCAUGCCAAGAAUGUGGGAAAUGUUUUACUAAGAAAUCAUAUCUUGUUGACCAUCAGAGGAUUCACACAGGGGAGAAGCUAUUUUCAUGCUCAGAAUGUGGUAAAUGUUUUAUUUUUAAAUCAAAACUGGAUAAACAUGUGAAAAUUCACACAGGGGAGAAGCCAUUUUCAUGCCAGGAAUGUGGGAAAUGUUUUACUAUGAAAUCAUAUCUUCUUGAACAUCAGAGGAUUCACGUGGGGGAGAAGCCCUUUUCAUGUUCAGAAUGUAGAAAAUGUUUUAUUUUCAAAUCCCAACUUGAUAAUCAUGUGAGAAUUCACACAGGGGUGAAGCCAUUUCCAUGCCAAGAGUGUGGAAAAUGUUUUAGUGAGAAAUCUAAUGUUAUUCGCCAUCGAAAAACUCACACAGGGGAGAAACCAUUUUCAUGCCAAGAAUGUGGGAAAUGUUUUAUUUUCAAAUCACAGCUUGAUAGCCAUGUGAGAACUCACACAGGGGAGAAGCCAUUUUCAUGCCAAGAAUGUGGGAAAUGUUUUAUUUUCAAAUCAGAUCUUGAUAGACAUGUGAGAACUCACACAGGGGAAAAGCCAUUUUCAUGCCAAGAAUGUGGGAAAUGUUUUACUAUGAAAUCAUAUCUUCUUGACCAUCAGAGGAUUCACGCUGGGGAGAAGCCCUUUUCAUGCUCAGAAUGUGGAAAAUAUUUUACUUUCAAAUCAAAACUUGAAAAACAUAUGAAAAGUCACACAGGGGAGAAGCCAUUUUCAUGCCUAGAAUGUGGGAAAUGUUUUAUUUUGAAAUCACAGCUUGAUAGCCAUGUGAGAACUCACACAGGGGAGAAGCCAUUUUCUUGCCAAGAAUGUGGGAAAUGUUUUACUAUGAAAUCAUAUCUUAUUGACCAUCAGAGAAUUCACACAGGGGAGAAGCCAUUUUCAUGCUCAGAAUGUAGAAAAUGUUUUAGUUUCAAAUCACAACUUGAUAAUCAUGUGAAAAUUCACACAGGGGAGCAGCCAUUUUCAUGCUCAGAAUGUAGAAAAUGUUUUAGUUUCAAAUCACAACUUGAUAAUCAUGUGAGGAUUCACACAGGGGAGAAGCCAUUUUCAUGCUCAGAAUGUAGAAAAUGUUUUAGUUACAAAUCACAACUUGAUAAUCAUGUGAGAACUCACACAGGCGAGAAGCCAUUUUCUUGCCAAGAAUGUGGGAAGUGUUUUACUAUCAAAUCAAAGCUCGUUACGCAUCAGAAAAUUCACACAGGAGAGAAGCCAUUUUCAUGCCAAGAAUGUGGGGAAUGUUUUGCUGAAAAAUCACGCCUUCUUGUUCAUCACAGAACUCACACUGGGGAAAAGCCAUUUUCAUGUUCAGAAUGUGGGAAAUCUUUUACUGUGAAAUCAACUCUUGUUAAACACCUAAGAACUCACACAGGGGAGAAGCCAUUUUCUUGUCCAGAAUGCGGGAAAUGUUUUACUCAGAAAAUACAACUUGUUAAACAUCAUAGAAUUCACACAGGGGAAAAGCCAUUUCCAUGCCAAGAGUGUGGAAAAUGUUUUAGGGAGAAAUCAGAUGUUAUUCGCCAUCGAAAAACUCACACAGGCGAGAAACCAUUUUCAUGUCUAGAAUGUGGGAAAUGUUUUACUAUGAAAUCAAAGCUUGUUGCACAUCAGAGAAUUCACACACAAAAGAAGCUAAUUUCAUGACCAGAAUGUGGGAAAGUUUGUGUU